AAUUUAAUGUUGUACUAUUUGAAAUACUAAUGAUUACUUUUUCAUUUUGUUAAAAUUCGCACUUUUGUAAACACAUUCCAUUUUCUAUUACUGAUCUCUAAUUUCAAUCAUUAUUUCGAAUUGUUUUCUGCUUAAUUUAGGAAGCAAUUGUUAUUAUUGUGGAUGUGGUUGAAACAGAUGAAAAAGAAAAACAACUAUGGGAAAUAGAAAGUGCAAAAAGUUGUGUGAAUAUGAUUAUUCAAAGAAAGAUAUUUUCAGAAUCAAAAGAUGAAAUAGCUCUGGUUUUAUGUGGCACAAAGGAAACAUGUAAUAAGUUAGCUGAUGAAGGUGAUGUUGAGUUCUCAAAUGUUGAAGUUGUUCAAGAAUUUAAACCUGCAAAUUGGGAAUUGUUGGAAUAUGUAAACAAGAUUAAAAGUUCUAAUGUUUUUGUUCAUAAUAUUAAGGACAAUGCUUUGCUAGUUGCAAUAAAUUUAUUGCUUUGCAGUACAAGCACAAAAAAGUUUUUCUCUAAAAGAAUACUUUUCUUAUCAACAUUUGACAAUCUGUUUGGUCAUAAGGCAAACCUUAUUUGUGAACAAUUAAGAGAAAAUAAGAUAGAAUUGAAUCUUAUUGGUCCUGUGUCUUGUGAUGACAUUCAAAAUGGCAACAACUUGCAACAGUAUUCUCAUAGUAUGGUUCGGAAUACUUUAAAGGAAGUGAAUGGAGAAUCUUAUUCUUUCAGUGAAGCACUACCUGCUCUUAUUUAUUAUCAAAAGAAAAAAGUUCAAGCCCUUCCAUGGAAUGCCAAUUUAGAUAUUGGAACUAAUCUUACUAUUCCUAUUAGUGCAUAUAUCAAGGUAAAUGAACACAAGCAAAAAUCUUGGAAAAAUGCUUAUGCUCGCAAGCUAAAUGCUAAGUUAGAAAGAGACACUAUAUAUCUUAUGAAUGACGAAGAUCAAACUAAAGUUCCUAAAGAUAACAUCAUACCAGCCUUUAAGUAUGGUACAACUCUUGUUCCUUUUACUGAAGAAGACAAAGCAAAUAUGGAUUAUCAGUCGGGCGAAAAAGGAAUGAAGGUGCUUGGUUUUACUAAAGAAGAAAAUGUUCAUCGUUAUCAUUAUAUCGGAGAUAAAUCUAUGUAUGUAUUUGGUCAGAAAAAUAGAGAGUUGGCAGGUGUCAUCCUUGCACCUUUUAUCCAAGCAUUACAUGAUACAAAAAUGGUUGCUAUUGUUCGCUAUGUUUAUUCUGCCAGAUCUGCUCCUAAAAUUGGGUUCUUGUCUCCUAAAAUCAAAAUUAACUAUAGAUGCCUUAUUUUUAUUGCAUUACCAUUUAUGGAGGAUCUACGUCAUUUUAUAUUCUCUCCAUUACAUUCCAGUCCCAAAAAUAUUCCUACAGAUGAGCAACUAAGUGCUGUAGAUGAUUUUAUCACUUCAAUGGAUUUGAGUACAGCUAAUAUGGAUGAUGAGGGAAAUCUCGUUGAAGCUCUGAAACCAAAAACUACUUACAAUCCAUAUUUGCAAAGGCUAUAUCAGUGUCUGCAACAUCGAUCUCUAUAUCCUGAGAAACCUCUACCUGAAAUUCCUCCUCAAAUUAGCUCAAUCAUCAAUCCACCAGAAAAACUCAUGAAAAUGUCAGAGCCAGCUCUUUUUAAAAUAAAGAGUGUUUUCCCCUUGAAAGAAACCUAUCCAAAAAAAGUUCUUGAGAAAGGUGCUGCUUCCUUUAUUAAAUCUGAGAGUGCGAAUAAAAAGAGAAAACUUGAUGACAAUGAAAGUGUUGGAAUUGAUGCUGUCGAAGAUAAAGUUAUGCAGGUAGGGUCUGCACAUCCAGUUCAAGAUUUCCAGUAUCUAUUAAAAACAAAAAUGCUGUCAUUUGGAGAAGCAUGCAAGCAAAUUAUAGAUAUUGUGUACAAAUACUUAGAAAACAAAGGAAAUUUGCAUCGUUACCACCCCAAAAUUUUAGCCAUAUGCAAAGAACUAAGACAUGCUUCUUUAAAGAGAAAGGAUACAACACAAUAUAAUGUUUUUAUGGCAAAUCUUCGUGAGGAACUUCUGACUUGUGACAAAGAACUGUGGAAUAAGAUUAGGAAAGAAAAAAUUGGUUUAAUAUCUAAUAAAGAAGUUAAGUCAAGUACAUUUUCUGCAAGUGAAGCUGAAAGUUUCCUAUCUGUAUCUUCUUUGGAAGAAGUAAAAACAAGUUUCCCUCCAUCUGAUGCUUAUAACGACGAUGAUGAUGAUUACGAGGAUUUGCUUGAUCAGUUAUAAUAAUGAAGAACUGCCCCAUUUUAAACAUGCAAGUCAUUUUACAAAUAGUGUUAUAGAAGUUAAUUUUUCUCAUGUAAUCAAAUUUGUUUAGAGUUUUUAUAAAUUUAUCUUUAUUUUUA
This is a messenger RNA of Parasteatoda tepidariorum (common house spider), 2359 nucleotides long. It is a transcript of the gene Ku80, whose product is annotated as X-ray repair cross-complementing protein 5 Ku80. Gene Ontology annotation, cellular component: Ku70:Ku80 complex; nucleus. Gene Ontology annotation, molecular function: damaged DNA binding; DNA helicase activity; double-stranded DNA binding. NCBI's taxonomy places the organism in Eukaryota, Metazoa, Arthropoda, Arachnida, Araneae, Theridiidae. Gene Ontology annotation, biological process: DNA recombination; double-strand break repair via nonhomologous end joining; telomere maintenance. The record is from RefSeq and is a predicted model, not a curated record.